Messenger RNA from Cololabis saira (Pacific saury), 3926 nucleotides. It is a transcript of the gene esrp2, whose product is annotated as epithelial splicing regulatory protein 2. Bases 324 to 2459 code for a protein of 711 amino acids. Gene Ontology annotation, cellular component: ribonucleoprotein complex; nucleoplasm. NCBI's taxonomy places the organism in Eukaryota, Metazoa, Chordata, Actinopteri, Beloniformes, Belonidae. Gene Ontology annotation, molecular function: mRNA binding. The transcript is spliced from 16 exons. The record is from RefSeq and is a predicted model, not a curated record. Gene Ontology annotation, biological process: regulation of RNA splicing.
GGGAAAAAAAAAACCUUGUUAUGGAGUUCGUGUGAAGGAAACACGGAUUUCCACCCUUCUUUACCAGUUAAACCAGUAUCUCUGGAUAGAACAUACUGAAGUACAGCAACAGGUAGAGUCUCUGACCGCAAACUCUUCCGUGGCUCCUCUGAAAAUUAUCUCCCCCUUUUUUUUUCUCCUCUCUCUCUCUGCGUUUAUCUCAAUUGAGUUUCCAGUCCUUUUGUUCGCUCUCCUUUAUCACUUGGAAAAAAAAGGUGAUUCCCUCGUGAUAUUUUUAUUUUAAUCUUUGCUUUAAUUGUAGUUUUUUACCCUUGUGGUCCCUGAUGGCUUCGCACAGUGAUACUCUGGUGGUGUUCUUUGGGGCAACAGCUGGUGCAAAUGGGGGUAAACUGGGUUCGGAUGAGAGGGAAAUAAUUCUCUUGGUGUGGCAAAUUGUGGAUCUACAUGAGAAAAAGGUCGGGAAGCUUCAUAAAUACUUUGUCAAGCCAGACACUUUGGAGCUGACAGACCAGUGUGAACAAGAGACAGGACUGACUCUUGAGGACGUGGUCAAAGCCGAGCCCCUGGACAAAGUCCUGCAACAGUUCCAGCAGUCUGUGUCAUCAGAGCUGAAAUGUCUGGGAAGGAGCUCCUACACACUUCUGGUGAACGGUCCCCUCAUCAUUCGACAGGUCCUCCACCCCGAAGCUUCCAAAAAGAAUCUUGUACUACCUGAGUGUUUCUUUUCAUUCGUGGACCUGAGGAAAGAGUUUCACAAAUGCUGCCCAAACGCUGGUCCGCUGCAGAAGCUCACGCUCGACUCCAUGUUGGAAUAUGUUGAUCUCCCGGCUGUAAAUGAGCAGUUGAUGGGGAUGAGGGAGGUGACCAGCAUGGUGCAGGUGACACUUUGCAUCCUAGCGGAGCCCCACAAUCACAUGUUCUCCUACGCUGAAACUGUGAAAUACAAGUUUGACUCUGGCACAUGCUGCAAGACGGAGCCGGUGAACAGUGAGACGGUGGUCAGGGCGCGGGGGCUUCCAUGGCAGUCCUCAGACCAGGACAUCGCUCGCUUCUUUAAAGGCCUCAAUAUUGCCAAGGGCGGCGUGGCCCUGUGUCUCAACGCUCAGGGCAGGAGGAAUGGAGAAGCCUUGGUUCGGUUCAUCAACUCUGAACACCGAGACCUGGCCCUGGAGCGCCACAAACACCACAUGGGAAGCCGUUAUAUUGAGGUCUACAAAGCUACAGGAGAAGAAUUUCUCAAGAUCGCUGGAGGUUCAUCUAACGAGGUGGCGAAGUUCCUGUCUAAAGAGAACCAGGUGAUUAUCCGGAUGCGGGGGCUGCCGUUCACCGCCACGGCCCAGGAAGUGCUGUCCUUCCUCGGUCCGGAGAGCCCAGUUACCGAUGGGGCCGAGGGCCUGCUCUUCGUCAAGUACCCCGACGGGCGGCCCAGUGGCGACGCCUUUGUGCUCUUCUCGUGCGAAGAAUAUGCCCAGCAUGCCCUGAAGAAGCACAAGCAGAUCUUGGGGAAGCGGUACAUCGAGCUGUUUCGAAGCACCGCGGCAGAAGUGCAACAGGUCCUGAAUCGCUUCAUCUCCACACCUCUAAUCACCACAAUAAACCCUUCAUCCAUCGUCCCGGUCCUCGCCGCACAUUCCUUCCUCCCGCCAGCGAGCACCUCUCGUGACUGUGUCCGCCUGCGCGGCCUGCCGUACACCGCCGGCAUCGAGGACAUCCUGGAGUUCAUGGGCGAACACACGAUUGACAUCAAACCUCAUGGAGUCCACAUGGUCCUGAACCAACAGGGUCGACCCUCUGGAGAUGCCUUUAUCCAAAUGAGGUCCUCUGACAAGGCGUUCCUGGUGUCCCAGAAGUGCCAUAAAAAGACGAUGAAGGAUCGGUAUGUUGAGGUCUUCCAGUGCUCCACAGAGGAGAUGAGCAUCGUCCUGAUGGGAGGAACCCUGAACCGCAGUGGCCUCUCCCCCCCACCCUGCAAACUUCCCUGUCUGUCUCCUCCCACUGCCUACACCCCCUUCCCCACCCCUCCUGCCCUCUUCUCCGAGGCUGCCCUCUACCAGCCCCCCCUGCUGGCUCCUCCCAGACCUCCUCAGAGCACCAUGCACAAUCCCGCUCACUCUCUGGCCUACUACCCCCCUCAGCCACAUCUCUACAUGAACAUGAACAUGAACUACACCGCCUACUACCCCAGUCCCCCAGUUUCUCCCUCCACGGUCGGCUACUUCGCAGCUCCACACGGGGCCGUGGGGGCUCAGCCCCACCACGCUGCAGCAGCUGCCCCCUCCAUACUGCCCCAGCCAGGGGCCCUGCUAAGGAUGCAGGGUUUGCCCUACAACACCGGUGUCAAAGACAUCCUCAGCUUCUUCCAGGGAUACCAGUACGCCCCUGACGAGUACAGCAGCGUGGUUCAGAUGAGCGAACAGGCCAGGAGUCUGAUUCAGCCCAAAGAAUGGCUCUGUCUGUAGGGACUCGCAGCAAGCUCCAGCCGGACGCCGUUGUUAUCUUGUAUAACUUCAAUGGCCAAUGCAGUGGCGAGGCCUUGGUCACUUUCCCUAGCGAGGUGAUGGCCAGGCGGGCUGUUGCCGAGCGCUCAAACCACCUAUUCUAUGGUCAGCAAGUCCACUUGGUCCUAUGUCACUGACCACUAGGCCUCCAUCUUUCUCCACCUCGCUCAGUUUAGUGUCCAGCAGAGGAACCAUCUCUGUUCUCUCCUGAUUCCAUUGCUUCAGCUUCAGCUCCAGCCCGUUCCAGUCUUUCGGAGAACAUCUGCUUCCCUUCCAAAUGAUCUGCCAAUCUGUACACGCCUGCCAAUGUUGGUCCUAACACUCCCAAGUCCACUGUUGGAGUUUGUGCAUCCACGGAUGAAGCAGCUCAAUUCUGUGCGAAUGACUUUGCGGGUCCUAGUUCUGCGUAUAAUCACCUGCUGUACCUGCUGAUCGUGGAGAGAGAGAUGGUGGAACCUGGACGAUGUUGUGGCUCUUUAAAGUCAAACCUGCUGAUAUAUUUAAAUACUCAAAUAUGUGUCCGAUAUAAAACUGUACAGAUGUGUCCUGAAAUGCUUGACGCUAUACAAACGACUUCCACAAACCUUUCUACAUAUUUCUAAAAUGUCACUCUUAAACCACUACAAGAUUUAUAUCUUUCUGUGUUUAUGCACAUUUGUGUUUAGUUAUGUACAAGUCCCUGUGUGUGUCUGUUUCCGUGUGUGUGUGUGUUGAUGUUAAUUGAAGGCCUUCAGCAUGAUAGUGGUGUGAUUUGAAAAGAAAAAGCCAUAAAAACAGAUUUGGACUACUGAAAUGACAAAGUGCCUCCCUUUGCUUAAAGUUGAUCUGAAAUAACGUUGAUCUCCAGGAGAGACUAGUUCAUGCUACACCACAGCUGUGCCAGAGUACAAACUAAUCUGUGACUUUAUUUCCGUUUGUUCUGUAUUAAGCAUUUUUGUUGUGACGACUCGCUGGCCAUCACAUCUACUAAGCACUACAGAUUUCUUUUGAUUUUUUUUUUUUUUUGCUUCACAGAUAUACAGUCUAUGCAUCUUUAACAGUGUAGCAAGACAAAUUAGUUCUAUUUUUUUAUUAAUGCCAUUUCUUGUUGAUAAAUGUAAAACGGCAAAGGCUUGUCCUGAAAUCUUUUAUAAUGAUUGACUGCUUAGGUUUGGUUUGUUUCCGGACUGUAACUCUGUCUGCUGCAUGAUUUAAUUCCUGCUUACAACUUGAGUCUGUGUGAAGAGUGAAGCUGCAGGAGUUUUCCUGAGAGCCCUAACUGCUGUCUUAGUUUUUCAUCUUUCCCAUGCCUUGAAUGACCCAAUACUGGCCCAAAUGAGGCUACGUCUGCCUCUGGUAGCAGAGGAAAUAUUUGUUUUUGUUGCAGGUUUGAAACUUGUAUGAAUUUAGUGUAUAGACAAUAAUAAUAAUAAUAAAAAGUUAAAUGAU